Messenger RNA from Diuraphis noxia (Russian wheat aphid), 318 nucleotides. RefSeq lists its product as uncharacterized. Lineage: Eukaryota; Metazoa; Arthropoda; Insecta; Hemiptera; Aphididae. The record is from RefSeq and is a predicted model, not a curated record.
AAUGAAACUACAGAACGUUGGAAAAACAUAGCAAAUCUUUACAGAAAAGAAGAAAUGUUAUUAACACGUCUAAGAAUAGGACAUACUCGCUUCACACACCAUGGUUACCUAAUGAGCAAAGAAGAACAACCCAGGUGCACAACAUGCGGAGUUCACAUGACUAUAAAACAUAUACUCGUUGAAUGCAGACAAACAGAAGAUGCAAGAACCAAACACAACAUCCCAGAAUUUCUAUACCAAUCAUUAAGUCCAAACGUAUCAGUCAUUAAACAGACACUAAACUUCAUAAAAGAAACUGAAAUUGAAAAUUUAUUGUAA